Molecule: messenger RNA, 1856 nt
Organism: Poecilia latipinna (sailfin molly)
Lineage: Eukaryota; Metazoa; Chordata; Actinopteri; Cyprinodontiformes; Poeciliidae
Product: RNA-binding protein 38-like
Exons: 4
Coding region: 374-1114 (246 amino acids)
Biological process (GO): regulation of RNA splicing
Cellular component (GO): cytosol; nucleus
Molecular function (GO): mRNA 3'-UTR binding
Source: RefSeq, a predicted model, not a curated record
CUCAUUGGCCAACAGUUGUGGUGGGGGUGGAGUCGUAUCGUUUGGUAUAAAUACUCCUACCACUGUUUCUUGCCUCGACUACAAACCGGCUAGGUGUGCUGGGUGUAGAAGGCUUACAAGCGGCGUGAAGCGCGGAUUCCUACAGGUUGCCGCAACUUUUUUUUUUCUUUCUUUCUUUCUUUUUUUUUCUUUCUUUCUUUCUUUUUUUUUCUUUUUCUUUUUUCUUUUUUAUUUUACCAGAGUCUACAGAGAGCGAAAAUAAAACGGCGCCACUCCACUAGAGAUUAGAGCGUGGUUUUUGGAUGUCGGGGGGAACUGUUGAGCGCUUAGUGUAGUACUCUGUGUGCCUCGGUCUGUCUCUCCGGCUUGACCAAUGCUCCUGCAUCAGUACAUGAACGGAUCCCUGGAAGUCAUGCCUCCCACACCGGUCCAGAAAGACACGACGUUCACCAAAAUCUUCGUCGGCGGGCUGCCGUACCACACGACUGACGCCUCGCUCCGAAAAUACUUCGAGGCUUUCGGGGACAUCGACGAGGCAGUUGUGAUAACUGACAGACAGACCGGUAAAUCCAGGGGCUACGGCUUUGUGACGAUGACUGACCGAGGAGCCGCAGAGAGGGCCUGCAAGGAUCCCAACCCCAUCAUAGACGGUAGAAAGGCCAACGUCAACCUGGCGUACCUGGGCGCCAAGCCCCGCAGCCUGCAGACAGGCAUAUCCAUCGGAGUGCAGCCCAUCCACCCGGCACUCAUCCAGAGGCAGUAUGGGUUGACCCAGCCGUACAUCUACCCCCAAGCGUUUGUGCAGCCCAGCCUGCUGCUGCCCACCCAGGUGUCGGCUGCCUCGGUCGGCACCAGCCCCUACCUGGACUACAGCUCGGCCUACGCCCAGUACGCCCACGCCGCCUUCGACCAGCAGUACCCCUACGCCGCCUCCCCGGCCGGCUUCCUGGGCUAUGGCUACACCACCAGCCCCACAGCGUCCGCCGGCCCGUCCGCCGCCGCCACCACGGCAACAGCCACCGUGCACCCCACCUUGCCCUCCGCCACCGCCCAGGCCCCGACCUUCCUGCACUACGCCCCGCAGCAGCACAUCCAGCCAGAGAGGAUGCAGUGAAGUCGGAGGAGUCGACGGGGGGAAGACGGGGGGGGCAGGAAGUGGAAGAGGACAAAAGAGCAGACCCCUGUAGGGUACCACCGCUGUCGUCAGCAGCAGGUUUCAGGAAAAACGAUGUUGGGAUUAUUGCACUAUACGACUAAGACGGGCUGCUUGCUCAUUGGUACAAGGGGAGAGAGGACUGCUGGGAGUUCAGGAGGGGAAGCCGAACCAGCAUACAGUAUGUGGUCGCUUCCCAGGGCUUCCAGAACAUGACACUUCAUUUUUUAUCAUCAUUAUUAUUAUUAUAAUUAAUAUUAUUUUAUUGUUCUCUAUUAUUGUUGUAUUAUUAAUGUCUUUGUCACUAUUUGUUUGCCAUUAUUACCCAUGUUGGCGUCGUUUCGUAGCUCAAUCAGCAGAGGUCACGCAUGUCCUUGCUAGAUAUUGAUAUUUAGUUUAGUUUUUUUUUUUUUUUUUUUGGUUUGUUUUUUCUCGGAGCCCAGAGUGUCUUGGCUGGACACGGCGGACAUUCUGAAGAUGCUGAGGGACGUUCAUGUUAGUUCUUUUUAUUUAAUUUUUUUUUCUUUCCGACGGUGGCGAUAGAGAAACGCAGCAGAGCUCUGCCUCACCAACAGACUUCCACAGCGCAGGAAAACCAGGAGAGAUUUCAACUCAGAGAAGCGACUGCACAGCUUUUUUUAUUUUUAUUUUUACACCCCAAUAUUUGAUUUCAAGAGGCCUUAAUAAAUAAAUACAAAACAAA